Messenger RNA from Onychostruthus taczanowskii (white-rumped snowfinch), 272 nucleotides. It is a transcript of the gene OPA3, whose product is annotated as outer mitochondrial membrane lipid metabolism regulator OPA3. Gene Ontology annotation, cellular component: mitochondrion. The record is from RefSeq and is a predicted model, not a curated record. The annotation marks the transcript as partial. Lineage: Eukaryota; Metazoa; Chordata; Aves; Passeriformes; Passeridae. Gene Ontology annotation, biological process: regulation of lipid metabolic process. The transcript has a single exon.
CAAGAUGCGGCUGCUGGGGUUCCGGGGGGCUCAGGUGAAGCCCCUGAACGAGGAGGCGGCGGCCGAGCUGGGGGCGGAGCUGCUGGGCGAGGCGCUGGUGUUCGGCGUGGGCGGGCUCUGCCUCUACCUGGAGUACCUGCGGCAGGCGGGGCAGAGCCGGCGGCGCGAGGAGCACCUGGAGCAGACCCUGAGCGACCUCCGGAGCGGGCUGCAGCGGCUGGAGGCGGAGCUGGAGCGGCUGAGGGGGCGGGGCCACGGCCGGGAGGGGGAGG